AUGUGUCUAGUAAAGCUGCGAGCUUUUCUGCAUCGAAUACUGCGUCGCUUUAUAUCAAAUACCCAGAGCGACCCAGACGAUAAUACCACAGAUGCAUCUGAAGCUCCAAGCUGCCGAUUUCCUCUCGAUGACGACAGUUCAGAUGCGUUAACCCUGCCGGAUGGCCGGAAACUUGGAUAUGCGCAGUAUGGAUUGUUGACGGGGAAGCCUAUCUUUUAUCUACAUGGCCUGCCGGGAGCUCGCACUGAAGCUGCAUGCUUUGAAGAUCUUGCCCGGGAGCUGGGAGCUCGCAUAAUUGCUACUGAUCGGCCUGGUAUUGGCUGGAGCUCGCCUCAUGCAGGUCGGUCACUUCUUGACCACCCAAAGGAUCUGGAAGAGCUUGCAAACCAUCUCAAGCUGGAUAAAUAUGGAGUACUGGUAAGGAUUAUUUAUCUCAGAACGCUGCUUCAAGAACAUCACAAAAUUGACAAAAAUCGACAGGGGAUUUCUGGAGGCGGGCCAUAUGCACUCGCUUGUGCUGCAUCACUACCGCCAGAAAAACUUAAAGCAGUCUCGAUCAUCUGUGGCCUCGGCCCUCCAGACAUCGGUAUGAAGGGCGCAUGCUGGGCUAACUGGCUAGGAUUCACUCUCGGAUACCGCUACUUUCCCAUGCCUACUGGAUGGUAUCUCAAACGCCAGCUGGCAGCAAACCUAGACCUAAGUGAUGAGAAACGAUACCAGAAACUACGAAAGGAGGUGUUGAAGUCCAAGUCCAUGCCUGAAAAGGACCGUGAGAUCAUGAAGGACGAAAGUACUCUGAGGUUAUUCCUACGGACAAGUCGGCAAAGCUUUUCCCAAGGCAGUGACGCAGCAGUACAGGAUGGCAGGCUGAUGUGCAUGGACUUUGGCUUUCGAGUGGAAGAUAUACGUCCAGACUUGCCUGUGCAGCUUUGGUAUGGGAAACAGGACGUUGCUGUUCCACUUAACCAUGGGGUGCAGAUAGCUGCAAGGCUCGGUGGCCGAGCAGCUUUAAGGGUCGUGGAUGAGACGCAUUUGAGCAUAUGGGCGAAUUACGUUCCGGAAGCAACCCGACUCCAAAUCAUAAACAUAUCAUAUUGGCCUCUAUUCCAUGUAAGCAUGUCUAUACCUAACCCUAAGAAGACCGAAGGAGGCUUACUAUGCGGAGCAGUAAACCCGGAAGCUAACCCUGUCAGAAGGGAUCCUGAAAUAGGCCUGCCCGUUGAACACGGCAGUGAAAUAGCCGGUGCAAUCCUUUCCCCUGAAAAAGUUUCCCUGGGUACAGUCGUCGAUCUCGAAGAUUGGGCCUUUGAUCUCGUUGAAGCAUUUGCCGUGCUCAGGUUUGCCACCUUCCUGGAGGGUAUUCGAGUCAUAAUCGGUGAUUCUCCAUGCCAGCGUGGGAGAAGACACCGAUGA
Messenger RNA from Trichophyton benhamiae CBS 112371, 1413 nucleotides. RefSeq lists its product as uncharacterized. The record is from RefSeq and is a predicted model, not a curated record. NCBI's taxonomy places the organism in Eukaryota, Fungi, Ascomycota, Eurotiomycetes, Onygenales, Arthrodermataceae. The coding region runs from base 1 to 1413 and encodes 470 amino acids. The transcript has 2 exons.